AAGUUGGUAGGAAGUCCGGACUGAUUCUAGUAGCUGAAACAAGGGCCACACACAUCUCGUCUCCAUCCGUUUCUUCUCCUGUAAAUUAAAAUCCCAUUUCAGACUUUCAGUAAGCUACUCCUACUACUCUCUCUACACUCUUCAAUUUUCUUCCCCAGUCACCAUCCUUAUUAUACAAAUAUAUCGCCAUCCUUACCACCACGACCACAACAACCAGAAAAGAAAAAAAGAAAUGGAGGAGUGCUCUCAUGAAGAACUCCAGCAACCUAUCUUACAAUUAAAAUCACCGUCCGUAUCACGGCAGUCGUCGGCCGGGGAGUACAGAUGGAGCGACCAACUGGAAAAGAUACUAACGGAUCCCCAUAUACCGACGUUGAAGCGCUAUCGGAUGGCCACUUGGAUCGAACUAAAGCGCCUCUUUCUCCUCGCUGCCCCCGCCGUGGUCGUAUACAUGAUCAACUAUUCCAUGUCCAUGUCCACCCAGAUCUUCUCUGGCCACCUCGGCAACCUGGAGCUCGCUGCUGCCUCUCUGGGCAACACCGGUAUUCAAGUUUUCGCCUAUGGUCUCAUGCUGGGCAUGGGGAGCGCAGUUGAGACACUGUGCGGCCAAGCAUACGGUGCUGGCAAGUACGGAAUGCUAGGCAUCUAUCUCCAAAGAUCAACUGUAAUCCUUAUGGCAACUGGGAUUCUACUCAUGGUGAUAUAUAUCUUCUCCAAGCCCAUCCUGAUUGCGCUCGGUGAAUCAUCGGAGAUCGCAUCGGCGGCAGCGUUGUUCGUCUACGGCCUUAUCCCACAGAUAUUCGGCUACGCUGCCAACUUCCCAAUACAGAAAUUCCUGCAGGCGCAGAGCAUUGUGACUCCCAGCGCCUACAUAUCAACGGCUACCCUUGUCGUGCAUCUCUUCCUAAGCUGGAUCGUUGUGUUUAAGGUGGGUCUGGGCUUGUUAGGAGCCUCGCUGGUUUUGAGUCUGUCGUGGUGGAUCAUCGUGGCGGCUCAGUUCCUCUACAUCGUGGUGAGCGAGAAGUGUAAGUACACAUGGACUGGUUUUAGCAUGCAGGCGUUCUCUGGUUUGUUCGAUUUCUUGAAACUAUCGGUAGCUUCAGCGGUGAUGCUGUGCUUGGAAACUUGGUAUUUCCAGAUACUGGUUCUGAUUGCUGGGUUGCUCAAGAACCCCGAAUUGGCGCUUGAUUCUCUCUCUGUUUGCAUGACGAUAUCAGGUUGGGUGUUCAUGGUUUCAGUUGGCUUCAACGCAGCUGCAAGUGUUCGCGUGAGCAACGAGCUGGGUGCCGGAAAUCCAAAGUCGGCGGCAUUCUCCGUGGUGAUCGUUACUUCAUCGUCCUUCAUAAUAGCUGUGAUCGCGGCCAUAACCGUGCUGGAGCUACGCCAUGUCAUCAGCUACGCCUUUACCAGCGGCGAAGCGGUGGCCAACGCGGUUUCAGACUUGUGUCCGCUGCUGAGCAUCACUCUCAUCCUCAAUGGAGUCCAACCCGUCCUUUCAGGUGUGGCGGUUGGAUGUGGAUGGCAAGCUUUUGUAGCGUAUGUUAACGUUGGAUGUUACUACAUUCUUGGAAUUCCACUGGGGGCCCUGCUUGGUUUUAAGUUCGAUCUUGGUGCUAAGGGCAUAUGGUCUGGGAUGAUCGGCGGCACUAUGAUGCAAACUCUGAUUUUGCUCUGGGUUACGUAUCGGACAAACUGGAACAAAGAGGUGGAGGAAGCCACAAAGCGACUUAAUAAAUGGGAAGACAAACCAGAGCCACUUUUGAAGGAUUAAACCAUUGAUGAUGAUGAUGGAUCAAUUUUACGUCGUAUAAUGGCAGCAUUUGAUUUGAUAUUCUUCUACCCACCGCGAGAUAAUGCCAUCGAUAUUCUCGAUAUUAAGUUGAAAGCCUCUCUCUCUUUCUCUCAUAUAGGGUCGAAUCCUUUGUUAAUGUAUGUGAAUUAAUUGGAACUUUUGUAAUGAAGAGUGAUAAAAAGGAGUCCGUAUAUCCUGCACA
Messenger RNA from Nelumbo nucifera (sacred lotus), 1994 nucleotides. RefSeq names its product protein DETOXIFICATION 40. Gene Ontology annotation, cellular component: membrane. Gene Ontology annotation, biological process: xenobiotic detoxification by transmembrane export across the plasma membrane. NCBI's taxonomy places the organism in Eukaryota, Viridiplantae, Streptophyta, Magnoliopsida, Proteales, Nelumbonaceae. The record is from RefSeq and is a predicted model, not a curated record. Gene Ontology annotation, molecular function: antiporter activity; xenobiotic transmembrane transporter activity.